AUGCCCACCCAACCACCCCUCCCACCCCUCCUUGCGCCCUAUGUAUCGUCUCUGCCGCAAUCGUCUCUCACAGUCUUAUCCUCCGUACUAGGCGCAACGGGGAAUUGGCUAGUGUUGCGCUUCCUCUACGCGGCGCUGAGUGUGCCUUCGAAUCCUGAAACCGCGUUUGGACUGAAUGGAAGCGAUGGGGUGAAGAAUAGAAAAGUCGUGCUUGGCUUGGACCUUGCACGCCUCACAGACAAGCGCCAAUUUGCAUUUGUUGAUGGGCUAUCUGAGCUAUUCUACAAUCCUACAACUGCCACAGCAGCCCCUCAACCAACAUUCCCUGGCACUGCCGCUCCCCGAACAGUCCUCCCCGUACGAUCCCAGCCGAGCCCUGUAUCAGCGCGAACCCCGCACCCUGUCCCGCGGCCGGGCAAUGGCAGUACAAACCCAGCUUCAAGGGAAAUCGGACCAGUCAAACGACUGCACCUGUCGGGAAAUGGCACCGCAGCUCUCGAUAAUCUCGAAAGAGACAUCGCUACAGUGAUCAAACAAUUGAAGGCUCCUACACCCGGGGAGGUAGAGGAACCCGAGGUCCUGUUGAUCGUCGAUCAACCAGACUUGCUGCUUGCGGCUACGGGUCCGAGCAGAGGUAUUGGGGCUACGGAGAUGGGAGACUGGGUUAUGGGAUUACAACAGAAUGCCCAUGCAACGAUCUUGACGCUUUCCUCCGAUUCACCGUUGAUACAUAAUGCAUCUGCAUCGGCUCCCCAGCCGGCAACACCGCUGGAAAUCGAGCAUGCAGCAUUCGCUAUAGGAUCGGCCCACAGGGCCCAAAUGGUCAUGCAGCUCCGUAACCUGGAGACCGGUGCGGCUAGGGACGUAAGCGGUGUGCUAAGAGUUAGCAAAGGAGGCGCCUGGGGACAAAACGAGGUGGGUGCGGAGGGCAACUGGGAGGAGAGAGAAGUAUUAUACUUCAUGCAGAGGGAUGGAGGCGUCAGCGUGUUUGGUAGAGGGGAAUAG
Messenger RNA from Aspergillus nomiae NRRL 13137, 1005 nucleotides. RefSeq lists its product as uncharacterized. The transcript is spliced from 3 exons. Gene Ontology annotation, cellular component: elongator holoenzyme complex. The coding region runs from base 1 to 1005 and encodes 334 amino acids. Gene Ontology annotation, biological process: tRNA wobble uridine modification. The record is from RefSeq and is a predicted model, not a curated record. Lineage: Eukaryota; Fungi; Ascomycota; Eurotiomycetes; Eurotiales; Aspergillaceae.